AUGAAGCUUAAAAGAAGGAGAGUUUUGGAAGUGGUACGCCCUUGAUUAAAGUUUACUUUUAGAUUUUAUUCUCUUUUUUUCACCAUGAGGAUUUGAUGUCGGUAUUAUCUGGAAGAAGUAUCUCAAUAUUUUUAAGGGCAGGGGAUAGUGCAGCUUCUAUGAGCAUGUUUCAGUAAUUUUUUUGGGAAGAUUCGUGUUGCCUCUGAUGUUUCUUUGACGAUUUUAUUUUCUACGAGGAAAUGAGGAUGGACAAACUCGUUUUUUAAUUUCUCUUUUCUUUCUUAUGUUGUCUUCUUUUGUAGAAUUAUGAAGUUAAAUAUGUUCGAAAAUGUAGUAUUGUUGGCAUUUUUUCUGUUUACGCUUCAAUUUUUUCCCAUGAUUGAGAUAUUUUUUCUCAAAUUAUAAGAUUCUAUGGGAUUCGAUGGGAACUAAAUUAGUUUCGGAGAUUCAGGUUCGUGUUGGCAUGCUCUUAAGGUAGUUUGGGGACUUGCACCUCUAUCUUGUUUUACCAUUGUCAGGGAAGGAAUUUUUGCGUUGUCUUUGUUAGGAUUCAGUUUCUAGUUCUCGCUCAUGUAAACCUUUUUAUAUAUGUAUUUUAUCUUUCCUUGGAGCAAAAUUUUGUCAUGCAUUGGAACAGAAGUGCAAUCCUGCUCAAGGUAAACUGCAGUGUAUGUCCUCUGAUAGGACGAUCGGACUGACCCCUCAAUGUUGUUUUUAAUUUUUUCUUAUUUCAUAGACUCAGGAUGAUACUCUGUGAAUGAGAAAAAUAAAAGCUCUUUUUUGAAUUUUUUUGUUCGUUUUUAAAGUUCUUGAGAGUUUUUUGGAUUCGGAAAUACUUUACUGGAGUUUUCUAAGCAGCUUUGCCUGCUUGUGAUUAUGUUGCUUUAAUGAAGAUGCCGGUUUAUGUUUGAUUUUUCUUGUGAUUAUGGAUUAUCUUUGAUACUCAAAAUUUCUUUGAUGUACUCUUAAAAGGUAGUUGAACUUCUAAAAGAUGCGCUAUUGAUGCGAGUUUGGUGUCAUUGAGAUUCACUUCUUGAUCUUUGAAUGGUCUGGAAUUUCUUAUGUCAAUCCUUUUCAUGCCUGGAUAUGCCAGAUUAUCCAGAUUAUAUCAUUUUGCGUUGAAAAUCUCGGAAUAUACUGUACAUGCAAUCGGCCAUUGUUUGUUAGUGUUUCUAUACAAGCUGUUUUUUUUAUCUGCCACAGUUUCUUAGGGUGUCCUAUUUCGUGAUUAAACUUUGGUGUCAUGACUGGUGUCAUUUUUACAGUAACAUAUGGAUUAUUUUGGUCGUAUGUUUUGAUGCCUUUUGUUAAUCUAAUAAUUGACUGCUUUUUUUUUGUGUGCUCUUUAUUGUUAAUAGCUGAUGCAAAACUGUGUCUGAAAGAUAUAUGGCUGAAAUAAUUAUCUUCACCGUUUACACCUUUUUUCUUGAUUGCAAUGAUAUAGUUUGGACGGUUCUUCUAGGAAACACUCUCAACUGACUGACAACGUAUUGGUUCACUAGGAAGUUUCUAUGUUAGGCCCAUUUAUUUAGUAUUGCUACCAAGGAGACAGGUUCGGUGCAUGGAUAACACUGCAUGUUCAGUGUGUGGAACAAAGCUAUUACCUGUUCACAAUGACAUGCGUUAUCUAAUGACAUGGACCUCCGCUGGUAAACCAUAACAUGACUGGAAGUUGGAUGAUAAAAUCUGAAUUCUCACGAAAUUUGGUUGAACUGAAUCAUGAGGUUAACAUAUUUAGUCACUUUUAAAGAAAAGACCUAUUACUUCUUUUUCCAAUUAUUUCUCCUUCCAGUGACUAAUCUUUAAAGAUGUUACAUCUGUAUUGGUCAGGUCAAAAUGUAUAAUAGAGUCCUCUUUAAACAUCCCUGCCUUUUUCUUCUCACAUAUGAGGCAGAAGGUAGUGAGAGAAUCGUUCACCAUUCUUACUCUAGUUGAUUGUAAUCAAUCCACCAUGUCAGAAUGCUUUGCGUUGAUUAGAUUCUCUGCCAGUGUAUCUCAACUUCUUGGAUAUUACUUUCUAGAUUGCACAUGAUGGUGCACUCAAUUAGUCAACUGUUAUCUUUUCUUGUUAUUCAAUGUUAUCAAUCUCAAUAUGAACACGUAGCCUCCAAAGCAUUAACUUUUAUUCUUAGUUUCUGUAAUAUUUCUUCAGAGGUGAAAUUAAACCUAUCCCUCUUCUCUACCUAUAGUUUUGAUUUGUCCAAUGGUUAUUUAUUCAUCAUAUUUCAAAACAUAAGAUAUCAAAGUUGAUAUCAAAACAUAUGCGCCGACCAUCUUCCUAAAAUCAAGAUAUUUUGCAUGGCCAAGGUGGAAUAUGUUGACAUUCUGAUUGUUAAAACUGCUCAUCUAUAGUGCUGUAAUUUUUUACUGAACUCUGUUCAGCUGCCACUAUUCGCUGGAAUUUAAGUAGUGUUUUUUCUUUUUCUAUGUGACAUGCAUUUAUCUAUUUCGAAUCUCCACAGCCAUUAGGUGGUGGAAUACGCCAGCUUAGUUUGUAAAGUAGUAAUGUGCACAAAGUAGCCGUGAAGCAUUAGUGUAGGCCAUGGGAAGCUUGUAAAUUAGGUGCCACAUUUUUCAACUAUACUUGUACUGCUGGUGCAGAGAAUCUACUUGACUAUAUCAUGGGUACUUACUUAAUCAAUGAUCUGAAAGUGGACACCUGCGUAGUUAUAGUAACGAGUGAGGACUGCACUUAAUCACGGCUAUGUAGGUUAUCACUUAUGCUAUCAAGUUGGCUGAUUUAUUAUCUUUCUGAAAUUGAGCCAUUUUCAAGUGAUCAUUUUUGUCUCCCGCAAGUUAAUUCUUGCUGUGACUUGUCUCUUGUCAAUACAGUGAUCUGAAAGAGGUAUGCUUUUAAUUUUUCCUAAUACAUAAAACUUCUUCCAUACAAAAACAAGGUGAAUACUUUUCUAAAUUCAGAAGUUGGAAAAGCGAAAUAUUUAUAUUUACUGUCUUUUGUAUGUGAUCCUUGUUAUUUUCCACAAAGUGAUCUGCAGCAUUGCAUCUUAAGACUAUGAUUAUUUCUUGUGGUUUGUCAAGAAUGCGCUUUCAUUUUAAUGUUUGUCCUUGAUGAAAUUCCUCACUCUUGAGAAAAUAAGGCAAUUUACACUUUUAUUAUGGGAGAAACGAUAAGAUUGGUCUGGUUUUACUUUUAUUGCAGCCUUCCAAGAUACGAUCCUUUAUCAAUAGUGUCACCUAUGUUCCAUUUGAGGAUAUUGAAACUCCCUUGAAGGGCUUUGUGUGGGAGUUUGACAAGGUAUAUCGGCGCCUCUUAUUAUGGUCACAUUUAUGAUAAGUAAAAUUAUAUUAUGAUUAUUUUACUCAAGCUAUGUACAAAUAUCUGACCAAUUUCAUCUGAACCGUGAACAGGGGGAUUUUCAUCACUGGGUCGAACUUUUUAAUCAUUUUGAUUCGUUUUUUGAGAAAUGUGUUAAACCAAGGAAGGAUUUGCGGCUUGAGGAUGAUUUCCUGGAAGCUGAUCCUACUUUCCCUAAAGAAGCAGUUCUUCAAAUUCUUCGGGUUGUAAGGAUUAUCUUGGAAAAUUGCGCAAACAAGCACUUUUAUAGCUCUUAUGAAGUACGUUUCUUAACUUGGAGUUACUUUUUUCUCUAAAUCUUGAAUCUGCUAAAUUUGUGUCUCAUAAUUUGAUGGCCAAUAUGCUAAAUAUAUCUGUUUUCAUUCCCGCUUUCUCAUUUGUUUAAGCUGCACACGUUUUUGUUCUGGUAAAUGAAAAGUCUUGUGUUAGUUUCUUGUAGCUUAUUGACGAUUUUUUUAUUGUAAACGAAUGCAGCAGCAUCUUUCUGCUUUGCUUGCUUCUGCUGAUGGAGAUGUAGUUGAGUCUAGUUUGCAGACAUUGGCAGCCUUUUUGAAGAAAACAAUUGGGAAAUGUUGUAUAAGAGAUGCCAGUUUGACUUCAAAGUUACUUGCUAUUUCACAAGGUUGGGGAAGCAAAGAAGAGGGACUAGGGUUAAUUGCUUGCUCUUUGCAAGACGGUUGUGAUUCAGUUGCCUAUGAUAUUGGCUCUACACUUCACUUUGAAUUCUAUGCAGCUGCUGAUACUCUAAAUGAAUGCAAUAAUGCAGACCAUUCUGCACAAGGUUUGCAAAUCAUUCAUGUGAAAAAUAUCAGUUCACAUGAGGAGAGUGAUCUUCAACUCUUGAAGAACUUAGUGGAUGAGUACAAAGUUUCUCCUAGCCUGAGGUUUUCACUUUUGACGAGAUUGAGAUUUGCAAGGGCUUUUGGUUCUCUACAUUCUCGACAGCAGUACAUUUGCAUCCGUUUAUAUGCAUUUAUUGUUCUUGUUCAUGCAAGUAGUGAUACUGACAACUUGACUAAUUUCUUUAACAAUGAACCAGAGUUUGUCAAUGAGUUAGUGUCAUUAAUGAGCUAUGAAGAAUUAAUUCCGGAGAAAAUUCGGAUAUUGGGCGUUCUUUCACUUGUUGCUCUUUGUCAGGAACGAUCACACCAACCAACUGUGGUAACAUCUGUAACAUCUGGUGGCCAUAGAGGAAUUCUUGCGAGUCUUAUGCAGAAAACCAUCAACACUAUUACAAGUGAAACUACAAAAUGGUCUGUGGUUUUUGGUGAGGCACUUUUAUCUCUUGUCACAGUUUUGGUUUCUUCAUCACCUGGUUCUUCAGCUCUGAGGGAAGCGGGAUUUAUACCCACACUUCUACCUCUCUUGAAAGAUACAAACCCUCAACAUUUACACUUGGUUAGUACGGCAGUCAAUGUCCUGGAGCAUUUCAUGGACUACAGCAACCCAGCAGUCAGUUUGUUUAGAGAUUUAGGGGGCUUAGAUGAUACUAUUACACGCUUAAAAGUUGAAGUGUCUUCUGUUGAGAAGAGUCCAAAGAAACUUGGAGAAGAAUCUCUCUCUCAUCAGAAGGGUAAACAAAUUGUUAGUGCUUCAUUUGACCUUGAUUCACAACCUCUGUAUUCUGAAUCCUUGGUCAGCUAUCAUCGAAGGUUACUUAUCAAAGCCUUACUUCGUGCAAUAUCACUUGGGACAUAUGCCCCUGGAACUACAUCUCGCAUAUAUGGCUCAGAAGAGAGUUUGUUGCCUCAUUGCUUAAGCCUUAUUUUCAGAAAAGCCAAGGACUUUGGUGGUGGAGUGUUUUCUCUAGCGGCGACAGUGAUGAGUGAUCUUAUUCACAAAGAUCCUACCUGUUUCCCUGUCCUAGAUGCUGCUGGCGUGCCUCAGGCGUUUCUUGAUGCUAUUACUGGGGGUGUCAUCUGCUCUUCUGAAGCAAUUGGUUGCAUACCACAGUGCCUGGAUGCUCUAUGCCUGAAUAAUACUGGUCUCCAAGAAGUCAAAGAUCGUAAUGCUCUAAUGUGUUUUGUCAAAAUAUUUACUUGCAGGACAUAUUUACGUGCCCUUUCUGGUGAUACUCCAGGAUCUCUGUCCAGUGGUUUGGAUGAACUUCUAAGGCAUGCUUCCUCUCUUCGCAGUUCUGGUGUGGAUAUGCUGAUUGAGAUUUUGAAUACAGUGUUAAAAAUGGGAUCUGGGGUUGAUGCUUCUCCUUCCCUGGACUCUUCAUGCUCUUCAACUCCCUUUAUCAUGGAUGCCGACCUCAAUGAAAAAGGUUCAGUUUUUCUCGUUGAAGGAGAAUCCUCCAAGACAUCUGGACUGAUGGUUGAGGCAUCUUCAGACGGAUUAUCCAUGAACGUUGAGCUAUUUCUUCCAGAAUGUGUGAGCAAUGUUGCUCGACUGCUUGAAACUAUCCUCCAAAAUGCUGACACCUGCCGUCAAUUCAUUGAGAGGAAGGGUAUUGAAGCCGUUCUCCAAUUAUUUACGCUGCAACUGAUGCCUUUUUCUGUGUCCAUUGGUCAGAAUAUAGCUGUUGCGUUCAAAAAUUUUUCGCCUCAACAUUCUGCCUCUCUUUCUCGGGCAGUUUGCUCUUUUUUAAGGGAACAUCUUAAGUUAACCAAUGAAUUGAUGAUUUCUGUCCGUGGUUCAAAAAUUGUUGAGCUUGAAACUGCAAAGCAGAUAAGAUUUUUCAGACACCUUUUCAAUCUGGAUGGUUUACUAUCCCUUUCAAAUUUUUUGUUGAAAGGGACGACUACAAUGACAUCUGAAUUGAGCUCUGCAGAUGCUGACAUCUUGAAAGACUUGGGAAAGGUUUAUAAGGAAAUGCUUUGGCAGAUUUCCUUAUGUUGUGACUACAAGGCAGAUGAGAAGCAGGAUAUUAGUCAAGAACCUGGUGCAGCUGAUGCAUCCUUACCAACUACUGCUGGUAGAGAAAGUGAUGAUGACACAAAUAUUGCUCCACUUGUCAGAUAUAUGAAUCCAGUCUCAGUAAGAAAUGGUCCUGCGUCAGAAUGGAAUUUUGCACAAGAGAUUUUCUCAGCAGUUCGUUCAGCUGAAAAUCUUCACCGGCAUGGCCGGCAAGUACCCUCACGGACUCGUGGUGGAAGGACAAGCCGACAGCUUGAUGCUUCUUUCACUGAUGCAGAAGGUUCUAUGAACUCUUCUGAGGCUUCCUCGGUCCAAGAUGUUAAAAAGAAAAGCCCAGCUGUCCUGAUAUCAGAAAUUUUGCCCAGACUUGUUUCAUCUAUUCGUUCUUUCCAUGCUUCUCUUGUGAAAGGACUGACAGCCCGUCGCAGAGCUGAUCAUGGUUCUCUGAGUCCUGCUUCCAAGAAUCUUACUACAGCUCUUGCAAAGCUUUUUCACGAAGCUCUUAGUUACUCAGGGCAUUCAACUACUGGCCUUGAAAUCUCUCUCUCUGUGAAGUGCAGGUAUCUUGGAAAGGUUGUGGAUGACAUGAUUGCACUUACCUUUGAUAGCAGACGGCGCUCAUGUAAUACAGCAAUUGUGAACAGUUUCUAUGUAAAUGGAACAUUUAAAGAGCUUCUGACUACAUUUGAGGCCACAAGCCAAUUACUUUGGACGCUACCUUAUUCUAUCCCCAUGUCAGGUCCUGAUCAAGGCAAAGCUACUGACAGAAAUAAGUUAUCUCAUAGCUCUUGGUUGCUUGAUACGUUGAAAAGCUAUUGCCAUUUGUUGGGAUACUUUGCUAACUCUUCUCUUCUCCUAUCUCCUUCGCCAUCCCAAGCUCAACUUCUUGUUCAGCCAGUUGCAGAUGGGCUGUCUAUUGGAUUAUUUUCUGUUCCAAGGGAUCCUGAGGCGUUUGUUCGAAUAUUGCAAUCUCAAGUUUUGGAUGUGAUAUUUCCUAUCUGGAAUCAUCCACUAUUUCCUUGCUGCAACCCAUCCUUUAUUACUUCUCUCAUCUCUAUUGUCACUCUUGUAUACUCUGGUGUUGGAGAUGCAAAGCGUGGUCGUAAUAAUGUUACUGGAAGCACUAGCCAGAGGCUUUUGUUCCCUCCUUUAGAUGAAUCUUCAAUUGCUUCCAUUGUUGAGAUGGGCUUUAGUAGGGUCAGAGCUGAGGAGGCUCUGAGAAGCAUUGGUACAAAUAGUGUUGAAAUGGCCAUGGAUUGGUUAUUUAGUCAUCCUGAGGAACUUGUGCAGGAGGAUGUUCAGCUUGCCCAAGCCCUUGCGUUAUCACUUGGAAAUUCAUCCGAAACAUCAAAGGAGGAUAAUACUGAUAAGCCAAGAGAUAUAUUUACUGAAGAAAGAGCGGUGAAUGUACCCCCAGUUGAUGAUAUACUUUCUGCAUCUAUGAAACUAUUUCAAUCUAGUGACUCAGUCGUCUUCCAAUUAACAGACUUACUGGUAACUCUCUGCAACUGUGAUAAGGGAGAAAAUCGACGAAGGGUAGUUUCUUAUCUCAUCCAGCAAUUAAAACUUUGUUUGACAGAUUUCUCUAAAGAAAUUGUUGGCUUAUGUCAUAUAUUGGUGCUGUUACUAACUGAAGAUGCUGCCACUCGAGAAAUUGCUGCAGAGAAUGGUGUUGUCUCGGCUGCACUAGAUAUCCUUACAAACUUCAGUAUGAAGAAUGAAUCCAGAGAUGAUAUUUCAGUGUCAAAAUGCAUUAGUGCACUGUUGCUUGUCUUGGAUAACAUGUUGCAGUGUAAACCCAAGGUUCCCACAGAAAAUGCCGAAGGAACUGCAUCCGUGAACAACUUACUUGGAAAGGAAACGUUGCUACCUGCCACAGAACCAAUUAGUGAGAAUAAACCUGCAGCUGAUGGCUGUGAGAAGGAAUCCAGCAAUGUGUUUGAGAGAAUCUUGGGGCUAUCCACUGGUCAUCUGACUCUUGAGGAGAGUCAGCGGACACUGGCAAUUGCUUGUGAUCUCAUGAAACAGCAUGUUCCAGCUCCUGUGAUGCAUGCUGUUCUGCAAUUAUGUGCUCGCAUUACAAAAACACACGCCCUCGCCCUGCAAUUUCUUGACAGUGGUGGUUUGGUUGCUCUUUUUAGCCUUCCAAAAAGUUGUGUUUUCCCUGGUUUUGAAAGCCUUGCAUCAGCUAUCGUUCGUCAUCUGCUUGAAGAUCCACACACUCUUCAGACUGCCAUGGAGUUGGAGAUAAAACAGACUUUAAUGGGCUCCCUUAGCCGGCAUGCUGGUCGGCUUUCCCCACGACUAUUUUUGACUUCGAUGGCACCUGUGAUAUCUAGAGAUCCCACAAUUUUCAUGAGGGCGGCUGCUGCAGUUUGCCAGUUGGAGUCUUCAGGAGGGAGAAUUAGUGUAGUCAUAUGUAAGGAAAAAGAGAGGGAAAAGACAAAGUCCUCUGGUGCUGAGGGAGUGGUAAUUUCAAAUGAAUGUAUUAAGAUGUCUGACGGCAGACUAAAUGAUCCACCAACUAAGUAUUCCCGGAGUCAAAAGAAAGUUCCUGCAGUUCUGUCUGUAGUCAUUGAUCAGCUUUUGGAAAUAAUUAUGAGCUAUCCACAAUCCUCAAAAAAUGAGGAUGAUGUGGGUUCUUUUUCACUGAUGGACAUUAAUGAAUCUACAUUGAGGAACAAAGGCAAAUCGAAAGUUGACGAAAUGAGUUUGGACAGUGACAACCUCUCUGAAGGAUCUGCAUUUGCAAAGGUGACAUUUGCCCUGAAAUUGAUGAGUCAUAUUCUUCUCAUGUAUAUGCAUGCUGUAGGGGUUGUGCUGAAACGUGAUUCUGAAACUAGUCAGCUACGAGGAUCUGGUCAUCCAGAUAGCUCUACACAUGGUGGGAUAUUGCAUCAUAUUAUUCACGAACUGCUUCCAUUAUCUUCUGAUCUACCAGCUGGAGGUUCAGACGAGUGGAAGGACAAGUUGUCUGACAAAGCAUCUUCGUUUUUGGUAAUGCUGUCUGGUCGUUCUAGUGAGGGGCGUAGACGAGUUAUUAAUGAACUAGUGAAAGCCCUUUCCUCUUUCUCAAGCUUUGUGAACAAUGCUUCUAAUGGGAAGCUGUUGCCAAAUAAAAAGGUUCUGACUUUUUCGGACUUAAUAAAUGCUAUUUUGUCUAAAAGUAUUUCUUCCAGUAGCUUUCCUGGACAUGCUCCUGGGUGUUCGCCGGACAUUGCCAAGACUAUGAUAGAUGGAGGAAUGGUGCAAUCAUUAACUGGUGUUCUACAAGUGAUUGACCUUGACCACCCCAAUGCUCCAAAAGUUGUCAAUCUAAUGCUUAAGGCUUUGGAGAACUUAACACGGGCUGCGAAUGCUAGUGAUCAGCUAUUCAAGGCAGAUGGACUCAACAAGAAAAAAACAAAUGACAGAAUUGAAGACAGUAAUGAUGCAUCUCCACGUGAUGAUGCCCUAAAUCAGAGCUACAUUGUUGGCUCUCAACCAGAAACUGAUGCCAAUCAGCCUGAGGAAUCACAGAUUCAGGAAUCUCAUAAUGGAACUGACCAUAAUGAGCAUCCUGAUGAGGCCAUGGAACAAGAUCUGAGAGCACAAAGUGAAGAAAAUGCUGUCACUGAUCCAUCUCUGGAGCAUGGAGAGGACUUUAUGCGUGAAGAGAUGAAUGGAGGGAGUGUCUUGCAAGGAGCAGAUGGGGUUGGGAUAUCUUUCCAGGUUGAGCACAGGACAGAUGAUGAUAUGGCUGAUGAAGAUGAUGAAGACAUGGGGGAUGAUGGUGAUGAUGUGGAUGAUGAUGAUGAUGAGGAAGAUGAAGAUAUAGCAGAAGAGGGAGCUGCUCUUAUGUCUCUAGCUGACACAGACGUGGAGGAUCAUAAUGAAAGUGGUUUAGUAGAUGAAUAUAAUGAUGAUAUUGAUGAGGAUGAUGAAUUCAGUCAAGACCGUGUCAUAGAAGUAAGGUGGAGGGAAGGCUUAGAUGGUUUGGAUCGCCUGCGAAUUUUAAGGGGAUCUGGUGAUGUUGGUGGUUUUAUCGAUGUUGCCACAGAGCCUUUUCAAGGGAUAAAUGCUGAUGAUACUUUCCAUUUUCGUCGCCCAUUGGGCAUUGAACGCCGACGACAAAGUGGCAGAGGUUUCCUUGAACGUCCAAGCUUAGAUGGCAAUGCUUUACAACAUCCAUUGCUCACUAGACCAUCACCAGCAGUGGAUUCUAAUGGUUCACUGUGGCCUUCUGCUGCAAACUCGUCUAGAGACUUAGAAGCUUUUUCAGUUGGAAGCUUUGAUGUCACUCAUUUGUACAUGUUUGAUUCUGGUUUCCCAUCUGAAAAUACAGCGACUACUCUUUUUGGUGACCGUUUAGUUGGUUCUGCGCCACCACAAUUAAUUGAUUUCACGCUAGGAAUGGAUCCUUUUCAUGUUGGUGGUAGAAGGGGGUUGAGUGAUGGCCGAUGGACUGAUGAUGGACAACCACAAGCUGGUAGUCAGGCUGCUAUCAUUGCACAGGCUGUGGAGGAGCAGUUUGUUUCUCAGCUGGCUGGUAGUCUGGUUUCUGUAAAUAAUUCUUCGGUUCAGAGACAGUCUGGGGAAUCUAACCAGGAGCAACAUCACCAAAAUGCGUCAUUGGCUACCAACAGUGAAUUACAAGUGGCAGCAGAUGAUGCUUCUGUUCAACCAAUUGAAGUACAAAAUCAAGAGUAUGUAAUUUCGACUUCACAGCAAGAAGGAAACGUAGCGACUGGAGAAGUUUCAGUACUUCAUGAUGUUCAUUGUGGAACAGGUGAUGGAGAGUCGACAGUUGGCAAUGCAGAGGGGAGUCAGGUCACUGGAGAAUCGAUGUCGGGUUUACUCAGUGUGUACAAUGGCACAGGUAAUGGAAACGAAAGCAUGCAUAUCUUUCAGGGAGUUAGCUCUGGCAGUGGACUGUUGGAAACAAUUCCUGAGAGUGGCGUGGCACCCAUUUAUUUGCAGAAUGAUCUUCAGAUGCAAGAUUGUCCUGAACUUCAUCUUGAUAAUGAACGUUCAGGAUUUCCCAGUCGUGGUGCUGAUGGGACAUCUAGAACUGAAAGCCACUCCAGCAGCCAUGCCAUAAUUGAUUCGGGAUCCACAAUUCCAGAUACAAGUGAUGGUCACAUGGGCUCUAUUCACACAAGCAUUGAUGUAGACAUGAAUGGCACAGAUGCCAUUGGGAAUGAGGCUGAGAGUAACGAUCCUACUUCAUUUAAUAGAGAAGAUUUGUCUGCCCGGCAAGGUGUAGAAGUCCCUUUAGAAUCUAAUCAGGUUGCUGCGGUUAAUAUGACUAAUGAAGUUACCAGUACAAAUGCCAUUGAUCCAACUUUCUUGGAGGCAUUGCCUGAUGAUUUGCGCGCAGAGGUUCUAGCUUCACAGCAGGCUCAACCCGUGCAACCUGCGAGAUUUACGCCACCACUUGCUGAGGAAAUUGAUCCUGAGUUUUUAGCUGCCCUGCCACCUGACAUUCAAGCAGAAGUUUUGGCUCAGCAGCAAGCACAGAGGCUUGUACAUUCUCAACAGGCUGAAGGACAACCUGUUGACAUGGAUAAUGCCUCAAUCAUCGCUACUUUUCCUCCUGAUCUUCGUCAAGAGGUAGAUAUUUGACUUGUAUUUCUAUAAUUUAUUUAUGUAACAGAGUUUCUUCUCAUUGUACUAUGCCUGCACUUCUAGGUACUUUUGACCUCUUCAGAAGCAGUUUUAUCAUCAUUGCCAUCAAAUUUUCUGGCUGAGGCACAAAUGCUUAGGGAUCGAGCAGCUAGUCACUAUCAUGCACGCGGUAGCCUCUUCAGUGGGAACCAUAGGCUUGAUAAUAGGAGAUUGGCAAUUGUCCGUCAGGCAGUGAUGGAUCGAGGUGUCGGUGUUACGAUUGGUCGAAGAACUGUGCCUCUGGUUGCGAACAACUUAAAUAUCAAAGAGCUUGAAGGAGAGCCUCUUUUCAAUAUGGAUGCUUUAAAAGCCUUAAUUCGUCUAUUAAGAUUAGCUCAGGUAAAGUCUUAAUUCAAUGCUUAUCUGGAUUGGUGAAUCUAAUUUGGUUGGCAAUUAGUAUGAUUAUUGUAUGCAAUGAUCACAUUUGCUGGCAAAUUCACCCGAAAAUAAAUGGAACAGGAUGCCUUUGAGCCAUUGCUAUCAAAAUUGCUCUUUUUCAGUCAAGUCCUGUGUCAUUUGGUGCUAGGUGUUAUACGUGCAGUGUGCUUAUAUCAUAUAGCUUGAGUUUAGAUCUGUGAAAACUCAGAAAUGUGUAGCUUAUGCGAACAUGAAUUCUAGAGAAGGGAGAAGCUAUAAUGGCAUGUUUCUCUGGAAACUGUUUUGAGUUUUAAUUAAUGCCAAGCAUCUGUAAGGUUGCCUAAUGAAGUCAAUUUCAGGUGACUCUCUUUAGAACCAUUGCUCAUAUAUGUUUAAAUCUUGCCUCAAACACGCAGAUCAGUGAGUAGUGUGUACAAAUUACUUAUCUUUGGUAUCUAGAAGAUAAAUUUAAUGUAGAUUGUAAAGACACGCUUUUAACGGUUCCUGUUUUAAACCCUACUCUAUCAUCCUGGAAAAAUGAAUGGUUACAGUCAUCUAUGAGCAGCAGCCUUAGGUCACAUGCAAUCAUGGUGCAUGUGAAAUAUUUACUGGCCAGGUUGUGGGCAGCGUUGGCUACCUUGGCAAACGCAAAAACUCCAAUCUAGCGUAGCCCUUGCUGAUGUCCCUUAUGUUGUAUAUGCCAAUUCUUUUCAAUUCGGUGCAUCUGGUUAUGUGAAAUGUGGUAUAUCAUUCAUGAUUAAUUAUUAUUUAUUUAUUUUUGUUGGCAGCCCCUUGGGAAAGGUCUUCUUCAAAGACUUAUGCUGAACCUAUGUGCACAUAGCACAACACGUGCUAAUUUAAUUCGCCUUUUGCUUGAUAUAAUCGAACCAGAUGGUGAAGCUCUAGUUAAUAAGUCAGCCACACCUGAUUCACAUAGGCUGUAUGGAUGCCAGUGGAACAUAGUUUAUGGUCGAUCACAGACAACUGAAGGUGCUAUUUUAAUCAUACAUACUACAUUUAAUCCAGUUAUAAUGACAUUUUACAUAAGUGAUCUCUUUUGUUGUUCUGUAGGUCUCCCACCUCUUGUCUCACGUCGUGUUCUGGAAAUUUUGACGUAUCUGGCAACAAAUCAUUUGUCUGUUGCAAACAUUCUUUUCUUCUUUGAUCCUUCAUCGGACCUUGAAUCUCAAAGUACUCAGUUUGAGAGCAAGGAGCAUUAUGAAAGGAAAACACCUGAAAAUUUCGAUGUGCUUAAUAUACUCGAAACAUCCCAGAAAGCGUAUAUACCUUUAGUUUUAUUCCUGAAACUCCUUAACAGGCCCUUAUUUCUUCGAAGUAAUGCCCAUCUGGAGCAGGUAUUUAUAAGCCAUAUAUUUGAAUAUUUCCUUCGCAAUAUGUAUGAUUAUCUGACUUCUACUUAUUUUUGCAGGUCAUGAGUUUGAUUCAGGUAGUAGUCAACAAUGCUGUGUCAAGGAUUGAAUGUCAGCCUCGUUCUAGAGAGGCAGCUAACUAUGAGGCCCAAGCAAGCAAUGGAUCUUCAGAUAACACUCAGAAAGGCUCUUCUACGUCUGAUGAUAACGCUAACCCCACCAAGUCCGAAGCGCCCUGUUCUCUGGGAAAGAGAACUAGUGAACCAUAUGAGAUUCUUUUGCAGCUCCCUAAAUCUGAUUUGAGGAAUCUUUGUAGUCUCCUCUCUCAUGAAGGGUGUGUUUUCUUAAGCAUUUCUAAAUUAGAUGUUAUUGUUUACCAAUGCUGAAUACCAUUUUUGUUGCGAUUCUUUUUGUAUUGCUAUUUCUUGUUGCUUUGUCUUUGCUGUACUCCGUACAUAUAGUAACCUUUCUGACGUUUUUCCCUUUUCAGUUUGAAUGCCUGUUUCAAUGACUAUGUUUCGUCAUUUUUGGUUAAUGUAAUUCUGUUGCAAGUUGGGUGGAUUACAAAAGACGCAUUCUUUGGGAAAACCGUUAAAAUGCUUCAAUGAUGACUCUAAGCUGCCUAUAGGUUUUUAUUAGCACUAUUUUUUUGAUUUUCACAUACGUUUUUGCAUCUUCAGAUGGUGUAGUAUUCUGUUGUGCCUGGUAACUGGCUAUUUCUAUGUUUAUGACAAUCUUGAAGGGAAGAUCUUCCUAUGGCAAUCAUCUGCCUUAGCCAGGAUUGCAGGGUUAAUACCUGUGGGGUGGUUGCCGGACUUUAAAAACUGCAUCUAGCCAAAAGACACUUAGAGAUUUCGUCCCCAGUUACCAUCUUCCUAAUGGGCAAGCCAUGAUUGUGGGGAUAAAACACAAUACAAUAAUACCACAACAUAUCUGGGCCGUCUUCCAUUGCACACGAAAAAUAUUCUGGUUGAUAUAUUAUGCAAAAAACUCUCUAAUAUGGACUAUGGUGGAAGCUUCCUUUACAUUGGGAUGCUCAAAAAAUCCAAUUGCAUUUAUUUUUAAAACAGCAUAUUUUCAGCUUUCAGGGGGUAACUAAUGUGUUAUGUUGAUGCACAGGCUCUCAGACAAAGUGUACUCUCUUUCCUCUGAAGUUGUGAAGAAAUUAGCUUUUGUUGCUGAUCCCUAUUUGAAAUUCUUCAUGGCUGAGUUGGCAAGUUUAGCUCAUGGUUUAAGUGGUUCUGCUGUCAAUGAGCUCACAACUCUUAAGAGAACAGGGAUGCUUGGAUUAUCUGCUGGUUCCAUGGCUGGGGCUGGAUUCCUACGAGUACUACAAACGCUCAGUUCACUCACUUCAUCUGAUGAUGGGAAUAAGAACCAAGAGUAUGAAUGUGAACAGGGAGAACAGUCCACUGUGUGGAAGCUCAAUGUAUCACUCGAUCCGUUAUGGCAGGAAUUAAGUGAUUGCAUAAGUACGAUUGAGACAAAACUGGGGCAUAGUUCCUCCUUUUCUUCUCUGCAAAGACCAAACAGCAGAGAACCUGGAGGUCUCUCCUCUCUCUCUCCACCUCUUCCUCCUGGGACUCAGAGAUUAUUGCCAUUCAUAGAGGCAUUCUUCGUCCUUUGUGAGAAGUUACAGUCUAACAACUCCAUCACACAGAUGGAUACCAAUGUGACUGCUAGAGAGAUAAAAGAAAUUUCUGGGAACUCAUCCUCAUCACCUCUGAGAUGUGGCAGUGGAACUGUAACGUUUGCAAGAGUUGCUGAAAAGCAUAGACGCCUGCUAAAUGCUUUUAUCAGACAAAAUCCUGGUCUAUUAGAAAAGUCUCUUUCUAUGAUGCUAAAGGUGCCGAGAUUAAUCGAUUUUGACAAUAAGAGGGCAUAUUUCCGUUCAAGGAUCCGACAGCAGCAUGAUCAGCAUCCAUCUGCUCCUCUUCGUGUUAGUGUCCGCAGGGGAUAUGUCCUGGACGACUCGUAUAACCAGUUGCGGAUGCGCUCCAGCCAGGAGUUGAAGGGUCGGUUAACCCUCCAUUUUCAAGGUGAGGAGGGUAUUGAUGCAGGUGGUUUAACACGGGAGUGGUAUCAACUCCUUUCAAGAGUGAUAUUUGAUAAAGGAGCUUUGCUUUUCACAACUGUUGGAAACAGUGCGACAUUCCAACCCAACCCCAAUUCAGUUUAUCAAACAGAACAUCUUUCAUACUUCAAAUUUAUUGGUCGUGUGGUAAUAUUUUCUUGACCAUUGUGCAAAUUCAGGUUUUGGUGUAUUUUUUCAUCCUGAUUUUUCAUUGCAUUAAAUAUUUACAGGUUGCCAAGGCACUUUUUGAUGGUCAAUUAUUGGAUGUUUACUUCACACGUUCAUUUUAUAAGCACAUUCUUGGGGUUAAGGUGACUUACCAUGACAUUGAAGCUAUUGAUCCUGAUUACUACAAGAACCUAAAAUGGAUGCUCGAGGUCAGUGAUUUAUUGUUUCUAAGGUUGGGACAAAGGUUUGGACGAUGUAAUACUUGCCGUUGACUAUUUGUUCAUUUAUAAACCAGAACGAUGUCACCGAAAUUCCUGACUUGACAUUCAGUAUGGAUGCUGAUGAGGAGAAGCACAUCCUAUGUGAAAAGACUGAGGUACAAGCUAAUAUGAAGCUUUCGAUACCUUCUUAGAAUAUCUGAAUUUAUGAAUCUAUACUUUUGAACUGAUCCUUAUAACUUGAUUCAUACCAUUCUUGCAAUGAACUUCAACAAUUUCAAGGUUACCGACCAUGAGCUCAAACCUGAUGGAAGAAAUAUCAGGGUUACAGAAGAAACAAAGCACGAGUAUGUGGAUCUUGUGGCUGACCAUAUAUUGUCAACAGCUAUCCGUCCUCAAAUCAAUUCCUUCUUAGAGGGUUUCCACGAACUGAUUCCUCGACAGCUCAUCUCAAUAUUUAAUGAUAAAGAGCUUGAGCUUCUGAUUAGUGGUCUUCCAGAAAUUGAUGGUAAGUUUACAUAAUCCGCUUGCUUGUACGUACGAUCAUGCCUUUUUCUUACUCUCGCCAUUUGCAGUGGAUGAUCUGCAAGCCAAUACAGAGUAUACUGGGUACUCUGCUGCUUCCAGUGUUGUUCAAUGGUUCUGGGAGGUUGUUAAAUCAUUCAACAAGGAGGACAUGGCAAGGCUUUUACAAUUUGUAACUGGAACAUCAAAGGUAUUUAUUUUAUAGCGAGAUUUAGCUAACCCUAAAGUAUAAAGUGAGGUCUUGCGAGGAUUAUCAGUUAUUCUGGCUUCUCCUCCAGUUUGUAGGUACAACAUCAUGUUUGAAACAAUACAUAUGUCGAGCAAGAAAUAAAUAUAUUUUGCUAAAAUAAUUGUAUUCCCAGUGAAAAAUUUCAACUAUGGGUUUGAAAUGUCAUUGCUUUUGGUGAGGGUACUGUCAUGGAUUUGUAGCCAGUUUGAUUACAAACUAGAAACUUUUCAAAUUUUGCUUCUAGAAAUGUUCACCCUGGGUUGGGUAUGGUGGGUUUGGUAGGUGUAUGGGCUCUUCAAUACAAGUCCUUACAAUUCUUGCCUAUGUUGCCAAAUAUUUCUGUCCUUUUUCUUAUCAUACAUCUGAGUGGAAAACGUUUUAUGUGUUUCAGAUUCCUCUUGAAGGUUUCAAAGCGCUGCAGGGAAUCUCCGGCCCUCAAAGAUUUCAGAUUCACAAGGCAUAUGGUGCUCCUGAAAGGCUACCAUCCGCACAUACUUGGUUAGUUAGUUCUCAUAGCUUGCCGAUGCUUCUUCACUCGCUUUGUUUGGCUGGGUGGGAUAAUCUGCUUUAGGAAGUAUAUUUAUGCAUUAACUUAAAAAAAUCUUGGUGCAAUAUAUUUGGCAGUUUCAAUCAACUGGAUUUGCCCGAAUAUUCCUCCAAGGAACAGCUUCAAGAACGUCUUCUUCUGGCCAUCCAUGAAUCUAGUGAAGGUUUUGGCUUUGGUUGA
Messenger RNA from Spirodela intermedia, 17492 nucleotides. Lineage: Eukaryota; Viridiplantae; Streptophyta; Magnoliopsida; Alismatales; Araceae. The record is from the annotation of a GenBank genome assembly.